Rhododendron vialii is the source of this 1177-nucleotide messenger RNA. Its product is annotated as RING-H2 finger protein ATL8-like. Bases 120 to 1007 code for a protein of 295 amino acids. The record is from RefSeq and is a predicted model, not a curated record. The transcript has a single exon. Gene Ontology annotation, molecular function: transferase activity. Gene Ontology annotation, biological process: protein ubiquitination. Lineage: Eukaryota; Viridiplantae; Streptophyta; Magnoliopsida; Ericales; Ericaceae.
ACAACUACCACACAUACGCACACCCAAAACAACAUAAAACCCCCCAAAGAAAUCACAAGCUAGCAGCAGCCUGAGACCAACUCGAUCGAGAGCUGAUCCCCACAGACGAUGCUAGAAAAAUGGACAACAUGGCCACAAACCCCAACUUCUCCAAACAAGUUUCCACUCCCUUGCUCAUCUCCCUCAUCGGCAUAGCCGCCACAGCUCUAGCCAUAGCCAUCUACAACUUCGUCGUGACCAAGUGCUGUGCCGCCGCCAGGAGCCGCCAACCCACCAACACGCCGCCGUACUCCUCCGACACCGACAGCCCGUCCCGAGGGCUCGACCCGAAGCUCCUCGAAACCAUCCCCGUGGUCUCUUACUCGGGCCUCGAAUCCGACGUCGACCGGGCCGAGUGCGCGAUCUGCCUCGCCGAGUUAGAGGAGGGCGAGUCGGUUCGGCUGCUGCCCAAUUGCCGGCACGCGUUCCACGUGGCCUGCGUGGACCGAUGGCUCGCGGGCCACACGAAUUGCCCCGUCUGUCGAUCCCCGGUUGUUGCGCCGGUGGGUCCAAUGCUGACAACAACAACGAGCGGUGGUGAAGUUGGGCCUGCGGUUUUCGUUCAGGAAACGAGCAGGCCCAGCAACAUCCCGCACAAGCGUCUGGCAUCGCAGCACCCUCGCGAUUGCGACAGAUUAACGGGUCGUGGUGGGGGGUUGCUCAGGCAUUGCGCGUCGGUGGAUUUGCCCGCGGGGGCGCACGGGUUGGGGUUGUUGAAGCUGAAGCGAUCGUACUCGAUGGAUCAGUCGUUUCUUGUUGUGAUUGAAAUGGUGGGGAGAGAGAGCCAUGAGAUCAGGGGUGUUUGUUCGUCGUCGUCGUUGUCAUCUUCUUCUUCUGCUUCUUGUUCGAAUAAAUUUGAUCGAUCAGUUAGGCAUUUGGACCGUGUGUCGGCCAGGUUGUUGAGGUCUUUCUCGCGGUUGAGGAUGGGGAGGGGUGGGACCGGUAACGGAAUGCUUCUGCCUUACUGAGCUGUUUUAUUUUUAUCUCUUAUAGUAAUUUUUUGGGAAAUUGUGUUGUUUUGGUACUAUGGUUUAAGCAGCACCAUGCAAAGCGGUUACGUCGGUCGUCAAUUCGGCCGUUCAUCUCGAUAAUCGAUGGUUUGGAUCUUAACUGAGUAAUGAACGGUUCAAAUUUGUAU